Molecule: messenger RNA, 1860 nt
Organism: Symbiodinium sp. CCMP2592
Lineage: Eukaryota; Dinophyceae; Suessiales; Symbiodiniaceae
Source: the annotation of a GenBank genome assembly
AUGCAGAAUGCAUCUCACACUGCGAUGGAGCCCUGUCUCGCCUUGGAUUCGUGGAUUUUGGAUCCAUAUGAGAAUGCGGGUCAACAUGUAGGAAGCAUUAUCAGCUUCUGGUCAAUGUCCCUUCUGAUGCUCUUACACUUGGGAGCGGUUGCCAGAAGCAUCAGGAAGGAUGGGACAACACGUUGGGUCCCAGUGCUCCUCACGACAUUUUUUUUCUGCAGCUUCGUUUCCGGUAUUCUACAAGCGGUGGCCCACAGCUUCAGCACUGGCACUACAAAGACUCACCUUCUGCUGACGGCCCGGUUGUGGUUGGGUUUCGCUGCGGGAACCUGUCUCUUUCUGGGAACCAGCAUGGGAGAAGCCCUGAUGGCUGGCAAACGCGAACUGGCAGCCAUCCGAUCUCUCAGCUGGGUCUUCUUCGUGUUCGGGACCGGCGCCUCGGUUUUUGCCCUGGCCCUGGCUUCAGAUGGCGAUGACUUCGUGCAAGCCGGAGUGAUGAGCGCAGCAUUUCUCUGGGCAGACGCCUUUUGGAUCGCAACUUGUCGCAAGAUGCAACGAGAAGGUACCCUCCAAGAGAAAAGUAUACUAUUGCCAAAGCUUGGCGGUCCGAUCCUCAUGGCUCUGGCUUUUUGGAUUCUUGCAAGCUUGGAACCAACUUGCGGUGCGAAAGGCCAUUCGGAUUGCUACAAAUCCUGCCCUGUUGGCGGCCCGGGGGCAGGCCCUGGAUUGCCACACGUCUUCUUCGUGGGAUUUUUUGUCUUCGGGAAACUGUCUCAAGUGCUUGAGACCGCUGCCAGCGGCCAGAUUUACAUAGCCCGAGAUUUGGAGAGCUUGGCUGUGGCCUUCGCAACGGCCCAAAUCCGCGCCGACAGCCUCUACGAGGCCAUUGCGAGACGCAGCCGCACGAUGCUCACAGAUUUCAACUCUUUGGACCUGGCGAACAUGGCUGUGGCACUCCGGAAGGCAUCCUGGGAAGAUCCGGACCUCAUGUGCGACAUCGCGCGUCAUGCGAUCCCUCAGCUGCGGGCCGGCAACGCGCCGUCCCAAGCUUUGGUGGACUUUGCCUGGUCCUUCCGCGCACUCCCAGUGGCCAACUUGCAGGAUUUUUGGACGGCCUGGUCGAGCGAGGUCUUGAGGAAGAUGUCUCGGCACGACCUCCGCCACCUUGUGGCUUUGGAGGCCCUGUCCCCGGCUCCCACGCGUGCCACCGUGGGGCAACAGCUUGGGCGUGUCCUGUACCGCCUGCUUCGGGUGCUUCCGCAAACCCCCUCCGACUGGUUUGGAGAGGACUACUCUAACCUGCUUCGCGGCCUGCGGAUAGCCGACCUCGGAGCGGCUGCUACCACCUUCUUCCUGUCACAGCUGGGUCUUGCGGUGACCUUUCAGGCCACUUCAACACUGAUCCUGCGAGCACUGUUCGCCGGUCGGGUGAACUUGGUGAUCGCUCUGUUCAGUACCACUGAACCGAAGGCGGCGAAUGCUGCAGCAAAGCUUCGGUUCUGCCACUCGGCAGACUCUCGUGAAGCUGGCGUUCCUGGGUACUCCUUGCAUGGUCAGCCAGAGAGGGUGAUCUGCAAAGAGGAGGCAGCGAAGCUCUCCCGGUUGCAGUCCACCUGGCUGUCUCCGGUUCGGCACUUGCGUGCAGGGCCAGUGGUGGAUCGCACCCAGUGCUGCCUCUUUCAGGUGCUCGAGGACUUGGCCCCAGUGGCUGCGAACCUCAAGGACGCACCCAGGCUUCGCAUCGUGGGCGACGGCACGCCCUGCGUCUCCUGCGUUGGGGCAUUGGCGCAGCUGCGGCAGCAUUUGCCGGAUCUGGAGAUCGAAGUCACCUUGAAGCCGCGCUUGAGACAAGAGGGUUAG